AUGAGUCGACUGGCGCUCUCCGAUGCCGACAAAGCUGCACGUGACUGGUUCGCAGAGACCACAAAGUCGCUCGGCUGUGAGGUCACUGUUGAUGCCAUGGGAAACACAUUCGCAGUUCGACCUGGACUCAAAAAUGACAAACCACCUACAUUCGUGGGCAGUCACUUAGAUACGCAGCCUACUGGUGGACGAUACGAUGGAAUUCUGGGCGUCACUGCUGGCGUCGAGAUGCUCAGAGUGCUCGCCGACAACUGGACAGAGACCGAGUACCCUGUCGGCGUAGUCAACUGGACUAAUGAAGAAGGUGCUCGCUUCCCAAUGUCGAUGGUUUCCAGCGGAGUUUGGGCCGGUUCAAUUCCUCUUGAAACGGCACACAACCUUCGCGAAGUUCAUCCUGGAACCGCGACUAUGAAGUCUGAACUCGAGCGGAUUGGCUAUCUGGGAAGCACGCCAGCGAGCUACGAGGCCAUGCCCAUGGCUGCACACUUCGAGCUGCAUAUUGAGCAGGGUCCGCUGUUGGAAAUGGCGAACAAGAAGAUUGGAGUAGUUACUGGAGUUCAAGCCUACAAAUGGAUGACAGUCAAGGUCAAGGGACGAGAUACGCAUACCGGAACUACAGAUCUCAAAUCACGAGCUGAUGCGCUUCUGACGGCAAGCAAAAUGAUUCUGCACUCUCAUCGCCUUGCAACUGCCAACUCCGCGCUAGCAUCUACGGGUAUACUUAACCUAAAACCUGGUUCGACAAACACAGUGCCCGGUGAAGUGACAUUCAGUCUCGACAUCAGGUCACCAAACGACGAGACAGUCGCAAAGAUGAAAGAGCUAGUUCUGCGCGACUUCCCCAGGAUUGCUGCAGGUGAGGAUGUUGAAGGCUCGAACCACGGCUGCACGAGCGGUCUUCCUCUCACUGUCGAAAUAAUCGAGGACUUUGACAGCCCAGCAACCAAGUUCCACGCAGACUGCAUCACGUCCGUCAGCCAGUCUGCGCGCAGCAUUCUCGGCCCGAACCAGUCUAUGGAGAUGACUUCUGGUGCCGGACACGAUAGCGUCUAUGCAAGUAAACGCUGCCCAACGAGCAUGAUUUUCGUGCCAUGCAGAGAAGGUGUGAGCCACAACCCAAGAGAAUUUUGCAAAGAGGAGGACUGUGCACUAGGCGCGCAGGUUUUGCUACAGAGUGUGGUGAGAUUUGACAGGAUGAGAGAUGAGAGAAGGGUUUCGUGGAAGCAGGAGCCGUACACUCUAUAA
Messenger RNA from Alternaria atra, 1245 nucleotides. RefSeq lists its product as uncharacterized. The transcript has a single exon. The record is from RefSeq and is a predicted model, not a curated record. Bases 1 to 1245 code for a protein of 414 amino acids. Gene Ontology annotation, molecular function: hydrolase activity, acting on carbon-nitrogen (but not peptide) bonds, in linear amidines. Lineage: Eukaryota; Fungi; Ascomycota; Dothideomycetes; Pleosporales; Pleosporaceae.